Messenger RNA from Solanum stenotomum, 578 nucleotides. RefSeq names its product actin-depolymerizing factor 10-like. NCBI's taxonomy places the organism in Eukaryota, Viridiplantae, Streptophyta, Magnoliopsida, Solanales, Solanaceae. The record is from RefSeq and is a predicted model, not a curated record. Gene Ontology annotation, molecular function: actin filament binding. Gene Ontology annotation, cellular component: actin cytoskeleton; cytoplasm. Gene Ontology annotation, biological process: actin filament depolymerization. The coding region runs from base 39 to 458 and encodes 139 amino acids. The transcript has 4 exons.
UUCAGAAAAAACACCAAAAUUGUUUGCCAAAUACUCAAAUGGCGAAUUCGGCAUCAGGGAUAGCAGUGAGUGAUGAAUGCAAGCUGAGGUUCUUGGAGUUGAAAGCAAAAAGGAACCAUAGGUAUCUAGUUUUCAAGAUUGAUGAAUCUGUGCAGCAAGUUGUGGUUGAGAAAGUAGGUGGACAGGCAGAGACACAUGAUGAUUUUGCUAAUAGCAUGCCUCCAAGUGAAUGCCGUUAUGCUGUUUUUGACUAUGAUUGGACUACUGAUGAAAAUGUCCAGAAAAGCAGGAUCUUCUUUGUUGCUUGGUCACCAGAGACAGCAAGGGUGAGAAGUAAGAUGUUGUAUGCAAGUUCAAAAGACAGAUUCAGGAGAGAAUUAGAUGGUGUCCAAGUUGAACUUCAAGCUACUGAUCCAAGUGAGAUGAGUUUGGAUACCUUCAUUGGAAGAAUCCAUUGAUUUUUCUCAAUUUUACAUACUUUUUGGGCCUCUAUUCAUUACUAUAUCAAGGGCUUUUAACAUAUUUAGUCGCUCGCCCAAAAAUAAUUAGAGUAUCUCACCAAUAUACAAAAAAUAUAU